Orycteropus afer afer is the source of this 1823-nucleotide messenger RNA. RefSeq names its product solute carrier family 19 member 2 (gene SLC19A2). Lineage: Eukaryota; Metazoa; Chordata; Mammalia; Tubulidentata; Orycteropodidae. Gene Ontology annotation, cellular component: plasma membrane. Gene Ontology annotation, biological process: vitamin transport; transmembrane transport. The record is from RefSeq and is a predicted model, not a curated record. Gene Ontology annotation, molecular function: vitamin transmembrane transporter activity.
AUGGAUGUUCCGGGCCCCGUGUCCCGGCGGGCGGCGGCGGCCACCAUGCUCUUGCGCACGGCUCGGGUUCCUCGCGAGUGCUGGUUCUUGUCCACCGCGCUCCUGUGCGCCUAUGGCUUCUUCGCCAGCCUCAGGCCGUCGGAGCCCUUCCUGACCCCGUACCUGCUAGGGCCGGACAAGAAUCUCACUGAGAGAGAGGUCUUCAAUGAAAUUUAUCCAGUAUGGACUUACUCUUAUCUGGUGCUACUGUUUCCUGUGUUCCUUGCCACAGACUACCUCCGUUACAAACCUGUUGUUCUGCUGCAGGGAUUCAGCCUUAUUGUUACGUGGUUCAUGCUGCUUUAUGCCCAGGGACUGUUGGCCAUUCAGUUCUUGGAAUUCUUCUAUGGCAUUGCCACAGCUACUGAAAUUGCCUAUUACUCUUAUAUCUACAGUGUGGUAGACCUGGGCAUGUACCAGAAAGUCACAAGUUACUGUAGAAGUGCAACCUUGGUGGGCUUCACAGUGGGCUCCAUCCUGGGGCAAAUCCUUGUCUCAGUGGUGGGCUGGUCCCUGUUCAGCCUGAAUGUCAUCUCUCUUACCUGUGUUUCUGUGGCUUUUGCUGUGGCCUGGUUUCUGCCCAUGCCACAGAAGAGCCUUUUCUUUCACCAUGUGCCAUCCACUUGCCAGGCAGUGAAUGGCAUCAAAGUACAAAAUGGUGGCAUUGUUACUGACACCACAGCUGCUAACCACCUUCCUGGGUGGGAAGACAUUGAGUCAAAAAUCCCCCUAAAUAUGGAGGAGCCUCCCCCAGAGGAACUGGAAGCCAAGCCAGACCGUCUCCUUGUGCUAAAGGUGUUAUGGAAUGAUUUCUUGAUGUGCUACUCCUCUCGCCCUCUGCUCUGCUGGUCUGUGUGGUGGGCCCUCUCUACCUGUGGCUAUUUUCAAGUCGUGAACUACACACAGGGCCUGUGGGAGCAGGUCAUGCCUUCUCGCCAUGCUGCUAUUUAUAAUGGUGGUGUGGAAGCUGUUUCAACCUUACUGGGUGCUGUUGCUGUGUUUGCAGUUGGUUAUAUAAAAAUUUCCUGGUCAACUUGGGGAGAAAUGACAUUAUCUCUGUUUUCACUCUUGAUUGCUGCCGCAGUGUAUAUCAUGGACACUGUGGGUAACAUUUGGGUGUGCUACACAUCCUAUGUUGUCUUCAGAAUCAUCUACAUGUUACUCAUCACUAUAGCAACUUUUCAGAUUGCUGCGAACCUCAGCAUGGAGCGCUAUGCCCUAGUGUUUGGUGUAAAUACCUUCAUUGCCCUGGCAUUACAGACUCUGCUCACUCUGAUUGUGGUAGAUGCCAGUGGUUUUGGCUUAGAAAUUACCACUCAGUUCCUGAUCUACGCUGGCUAUUUUGCACUCAUCGCUGUGGUUUUCCUGGUUAAUGGUACAGUCAGUAUUAUGAAGAAAUACAGAAAGCAGGAAGAUCCAGAAUCAAGUUCUCAAGUAACCACUUCAUAAUAUACUGCUGAAAGCCUUCUUCUUAUAGCAGGAACUCUGCACAGCAACUGUGCCUGGAUGUAUUUAAUUUUUUAAGUUUAGACAUAUAUUUAUGAACAUGUAUUUCAUGGUUUCAAAGCAGCCACUUGACUAACACCUUGUGUUCUUGGACUAAUAUAAUAUUGUUCAAAAGAGCCAGAAGUGAAGUUUAUUUCAUGAGUUAUUUAUGAGAUCUAAUUUAAGGAUGGCAUUUUCCUGAUUCAAAAGUGAACUUGAUUUUGAAACUAAGCAAUCAAGAGCAAUCAAGUACCACAUGGCCUGUAUGCUUGAUUAGCAAGUGAGUUUGAUGUUUUAUA